CUAACUUUAGAAUCGUACGUAAUAUCAGAUGUUUAGAACGGCAGUGAGAUUUGUGCAUCAGAAAUGGCAUCGUCCACGGUGGCGACUGCCACAAUACGUGCUGUGAAAGGAAGAAAGAUUCUUCCAACUCGCGCUGCGCUUGUUCUGACACCCAAUGCUGUUAAUAAGAUCAAAGAAAUUUUGAAAGAUAAGACUGAAUACAUUGGACUUAAGGUCGGAGUACGGCAACGGGGAUGCAAUGGUUUAAGUUAUACUAUGAAUUAUGCGAAAGAAAAAUCCAAACUUGACGAAGAAGUAAUUCAAGAUGGUGUUCGUAUAUUUAUCGAUAGAAAGGCGCAGUUGUCUCUUCUUGGAACAGAAAUGGAUUAUGUUGAGAACAAAUUAAGUUCUGAAUUUGUAUUCAAUAAUCCAAAUAUUAAAGGGACAUGUGGUUGUGGUGAAAGCUUUUCAGUAUAGUGAAAUUAUUGUGAAAUUUACUACUAGUUGAUAUGUAAUUAUAAUCUAUUUAGUUAAAUAAUUAUGAAUUUUAAAAUACUUCAUAAUAUAUGACCACUGUUAUAAUUCCAAUGUCUUUUAUUAAAAGACAAAGUUUUGACAAUGCCAACAGGAAUAUGUAACAAAA
Molecule: messenger RNA, 622 nt
Organism: Camponotus floridanus (Florida carpenter ant)
Lineage: Eukaryota; Metazoa; Arthropoda; Insecta; Hymenoptera; Formicidae
Gene: MagR
Product: iron-sulfur cluster assembly 1 homolog, mitochondrial
Exons: 3
Coding region: 64-456 (130 amino acids)
Biological process (GO): iron-sulfur cluster assembly
Cellular component (GO): mitochondrion; cytoplasm
Molecular function (GO): 2 iron, 2 sulfur cluster binding
Source: RefSeq, a predicted model, not a curated record